AGUCGCUCGAUCGUUCAUGAAUUGCAUUCGAUGCUGUUUUAUGUACAUCUAUUUUAAAACUUAUUUUACUGAUAAUUGAAUAUUAAAGUUGUAAAAAAAAACAUUUCUAAGUUAUAACGAUGAGCGAAUCACCCAGUGCCGACCAGCGGAGUAAACGCCGCCGGAUCGAUAAACAUGGUCGCUUUGCAGCCUUGGAGCGGCUCAAAAACCUGAAGGCCUCCGGCGUCAAAAACAAGUAUGAGGUGGGUGAUGUCAAGAACGUCUACGACGAGGUGGACGAGAAUGAGUACGCGAGGAUUGUGAACGAACGGGCGCGGGAUGAUAUCGUCGAUGAUGAUGGAUCCGGUUACGGAUACGUGGAGAAUGGUCGCGAAGUAUUUGACGAGGAUGAACUUGAGGCAGAGAGUUCCAGUCGGACUAAAGAGAAAGGCAAAAAGGGCAAGAAACGAGCGCGGGAAGAUUCCGCUCCGGUGGCCGGCCGAAAAUCGCUCAAGAACUAUUUCAACAAGGAACGAGAAUCGAAGGUGAAAAUUUCGGAUGAUGAUGUACUGGCGGAUAUUUUGGGUGAGAUUAAAUCCGAAGGGACUGGUGGUGAAACGGCUUCUGAGCAGAUCAAAGAAAUCCGGCCGAUGAAAAUGGUUCCGAAGCCGAAGCCAGUGGACAAGGAAGAAGAAAUGCGGAAGUAUAUGGAGAAUUUUAGCAAGAAUAUUAAAAAGACGGAGAAAGUGGUGGAACAUGACAGCGAUGAGGAGAUGCUGGAUCGGGUUAUGAAGCAAAGUUCCACGGAUAAUCGACAAAAAGUAAAACCUAAACCUGCUCCUGCCAAACAGGAAGCACCUAAGGAGGCAACUCGUACGCCAGUAAAACCCGUAACAAAAGUUGAAAUCAAAGCAGAACUUCCGCCAGCGGAAACGGAUUUAUCUCAGAUGAACGAAGAUUUUCUAGAUGAUGAUUUUGAUCUGACAGGGGUGUGUGCUGAAACUCAACCCACGCAGAGGCGCCCCAUGGAUUCUGUGGUAAAAGAAGAGCCAGAAGUUGUUGAGUCGAGUUCGGAAAAGCUUCUAAGCGGAUGGGGGAACAUUUGCGCCACAGAACUGGAAGACGAAAUGAUUGCCGAAAUGGAUUCAAGCGUUCCGGAUGCAUCAGCUUCCACUGAGGAGGGUAGCGAAACGAUGCGAUUCUGGUUCUGGGAUGCUUGGACAGAUCCUGCUAAAUGUCAGGGAGAGAUUUACAUUUUCGGUAAAAUGGCUACGGGAAGGAAAGCGAACGAGUUCCAAUCGGUUUGUGUUCACGUUCAGAACGUGGACCGUUGUAUGUACAUGUUAGCGCGCGAAAAAGAGUUUGACAUUCGGAGUGGAACUGACACCGAGAAGGAUGUUAGCAUGCUGGACGUGUACAACGAAUUCUGCAAUGACAUUAGUUCUAGGUUGAAGGUGACGAAGUAUAAAACAAAAGUGGUCACGAAAAACUUUGCAUAUACGAGCGGAAUGAGCGAACUGCAGGUGCCUAGCCAAAGCGAAUAUUUGGAGGUUCGGUACAGUGCUAAAUUGCCGGCACCGGCUUUGGAUCGCAAAUAUCGCACUAUUGCUCAUAUUUUCGGCACCAACACCAACAUCGUUGAACAGUUCCUUCUGGAACGUAAAGUGAAAGGCCCUUGCUGGAUGGAGUUGAAAAACUUCAAAAAGAAUAAUAGUUCAUCAAGUUACUGCAAGGCAGAAUUCCUUGUACCGGAUAUCGGAUGUGUAAGUGUGGUCCAAGACUCGUCUGUCACUGCUAUACCUCCUCCACCGCUGGUUAUCUGUGCCAUUAAUGUGCGAAGUAUUCUGAACAAGGGUACCAAUGAAAUAUCAAUGGUUUCCGUUCUGGUUCAUGAUCGAUUUCCACUCAACAAACCUCCCCCGAAUCCACCCUUCAACCGGCACUUUUGUGGAGUCGCUCGACCGAAUAGCACCAGUUGGCCGUACGAUUUCAAUCCUAAUGAUCCGAAGAUGAACACUAAGGUGACCAAGUGUGAAAACGAACGAACUCUGUUGAAUUGGUUCCUCUCGAUAUACGGGAAUGUUGAUCCGGAUUUGAUCGUAACGCACGAUGCGUACGAUUUCCAGCUGGAUCUCAUCUGUCAAAGGUUGAUGGCAAUCAAGAUUCAACAGUGGUCUCGAAUCGGUCGAUUAAAGAUGAAGUCACCCUCCAGCCGGAGGGUGGACGAUUUUUUCGUUGGCCGUAUGAUUUGCGACGUGAAGACGUCGGCGGAGGAACUAAUUAAAUCACGCAGCUACGAUCUGAACACACUCUGCGCGGAGGUACUGAAGAUCCAGGACGGUGAACGGAAAGACGUUCUGCUGGACGACAUACCGGGAAUGUUUGAGAAUUCGGUCGAUCUGAAACAACUGAUCGGACUGACCAUGCAGGACAACUUCUACACGAUGCGAUUGAUGUGUGAGCUGAACGUACUGCCGCUGGCUUUGCAGAUUACACAGAUUGCCGGAAAUCUAAUGAAUCGAACACUGCACGGUGGUCGGGCCGAGCGGAAUGAAUUUCUGUUGCUGCACGCGUUCAGCGAAAAGGAUUAUAUCUUGCCGGACAAGGCGGCACGUGCGGGACCGGGUCACUCGCAGGAGGCCCCCGAAACGGCGGCGGAUCGCCGCAAACCGAAGAGCAAGGCCGCAUACUCCGGCGGAUUGGUGCUGGAACCGAUCAAGGGUUUCUACGACAAAUUUAUUCUGCUGAUGGAUUUCAAUUCACUCUACCCGAGCAUCAUCCAGGAGUACAACAUCUGCUUCACCACGGUACUUCCACCAGCGCCCGGGGAGGAAGAUGAAGGUGCAGCCGCAAUUAUACAAACAGAUGAAAUGGGCAUUUUGCCGCGACAGAUUCGCAAAUUGGUCGAAAGUCGUAAGGCGGUCAAGCAACUGAUGAAAGCAUCCGGGCUGGAACCGGAACUGAAGAUGCAGUACAAUAUCCGCCAGAUGGCACUUAAGUUGACGGCUAAUUCGUUGUACGGGUGUUUGGGUUACACGCGAUCGAGGUUCUAUGCGCAGCACAUGGCAGCGCUGAUCACGCUGAAAGGUCGGGAGAUUUUGAUGAACACCAAAAGCAUCGUAGAAAAGAUGAACUAUCAGGUAAUCUACGGCGACACGGACAGUAUCAUGAUCAACACCAACAGCAUCGACUACGAUCAGGUGUUCAAGAUCGGUUCCAACAUCAAGCAGAUAGUAAACAAAACGUACAAGUGUCUAGAACUGGACGUGGACGGAAUCUACAAAUAUCUACUGCUGCUGAAGAAGAAAAAGUAUGCAGCCGUAUCGAUCACCAAAGUAGGAGAGGAUUUCAAAUGCACCCAGGAGCUAAAAGGUUUGGAUAUUGUUCGUCGGGAUUGGUCAAAACUAGCCGUGAUCGCUGGUAAUUUCAUUGUAAACGAGAUCCUCUCCGACAAACCGAUGGAUGAACGCAUUGAGAACAUUCAUUUGAAACUAGAGAAAGUGAAGGAAGAUCUGUUGAGUGGAACCACGUAUCCUUCCCUGUUGGAAAUAACAAAGCAGAUAACAAGACCUUUGAAUGAGUAUUCGGACGCGGCACAGUUGCCUCACGUGUCAGUAGCAACUCGGAUGAACAAAACGCGUAACAGAAACUUCAAACGAGGCGAUGUUGUUGGAUACAUAAUUUGCGAGGACGGAACUUCGGCUGCGGCCAUGAAAAGAGCCUACCACAUAGACGAACUGAAGGAUCCUGCGAACAAGGAAAAACUGAAACCGGAUGUUGAGUACUACCUUUCCCAGCAGGUAUUUCCGGUUGUUUUCCGUAUCUGUGAACCACUGGAAGGUACGGAUGCAUGUCGGUUGGCACUUUGUCUCGGGUUGGACCCUAAACGAUUUCAAAGCUUGGGCAUUUCAAGAGAAGGUGACAGGGAACACGCGGACGGCGAAGCCAUACAAAAGUCCAUUACUCAAAAGUAUCGGCUCUGCCAUCGGUUCGACUUCAGUUGUGUCACAUGCAGUACAAAGAAUCCCGUAGCCAGCGGGUUCCGCCGCGAUAGUGGACGAUCCAAGUCCGUGUUCGAAAAGUGCAGCAACGAGAGCUGCACCGUGCUCCCGCAGCAAUAUCUACCGGCAAUUGUGAACGAACUAACCUUGGCCAUCCGGGGUGAUGUUAAGCGAUUCUACCAGCGAUGGAUGGUUUGCGAUAAUCCUCUCUGUAAUCAAAACACGAGACUGUUCUCACAUGUGGCCACUAAAAACAACCCGCAUUGUCUGCACUGCCAGAAAGGUUUGCUAGUUCAGCAGUACUCCGAAUCGGACCUGUACCUUCAGUUGAAUUACUACAGCUAUAUGUUCGAUCUGAACCAAUACGAUAGCAAAACCACGAAACUUCUCUCCAGUGAGCUGCGGAACAUGUACACCACACUAAAAGCAACCGUGGACCGGUUUUUGACCCGAUCGAAGUACGCCAAUAUCAAACUAUCGACGCUGUACCUCAACUAUGCUAUUAAUCCGAACUCGCGACAAUCGAAGAUCUAUCCGGUGAAGGAACUAGCUGAGAUGAUCGGUUCGGAGGACAAAUCUCUCGCACCGGUGACGGGUCAAAAGAUCCGAUGGGAACAGUAUCUUAACUACCAGUGAGCAGAUCAAUUUCGCUAUGAUUUUUAAAUAAAACUAUUCGUCAAUUUCAAA
Messenger RNA from Topomyia yanbarensis, 4667 nucleotides. Its product is annotated as DNA polymerase alpha catalytic subunit-like. Gene Ontology annotation, cellular component: alpha DNA polymerase:primase complex. The record is from RefSeq and is a predicted model, not a curated record. Lineage: Eukaryota; Metazoa; Arthropoda; Insecta; Diptera; Culicidae. The coding region runs from base 120 to 4616 and encodes 1498 amino acids. The transcript has 7 exons. Gene Ontology annotation, biological process: leading strand elongation; lagging strand elongation; DNA replication. Gene Ontology annotation, molecular function: single-stranded DNA binding; chromatin binding; pyrimidine nucleotide binding.